Messenger RNA from Podospora pseudocomata, 2487 nucleotides. RefSeq lists its product as uncharacterized. The coding region runs from base 1 to 2487 and encodes 828 amino acids. Lineage: Eukaryota; Fungi; Ascomycota; Sordariomycetes; Sordariales; Podosporaceae. The transcript is spliced from 3 exons. The record is from RefSeq and is a predicted model, not a curated record.
AUGUGGGAAGGACGCGCUAACACAUUGGCAGUGCCUCUUUACCAUGCUGCCGCCAUGUAUAUCAGCAUGAUCAUGAUUCACUACUGGGAUGUGCCCGCUGCGUUAGGGAUUGGAAAUGUUCCCCUGAGUUCUGUUUCAGCGAUGGAGUAUCUUCAUCACGCCGAGGUGGAUGCCGUCAUUUUGCCGCCUGCUGUUCUGGAAGAGCUGAGCCACGACACAGAAUCUGUCGAGGCUCUCGCCAAGCUGGAGUUUGUCGGCUUUGGUGGAGGCAACCUUGCCAAAGACCCAGGGGACAGGCUUGUCAACAACGGCGUGACACUACUCAACGUCAUCUCGGCUACAGAAUUUACGCCCUUCUUGAUCUACUGGCAGCCUGAUCCCAAGCUUUGGCAGUAUUUCAUCAUCAACUCGGACCUCUUCAGCUGCGAGUGGCGCAAGACAGCCGACGAUGAUGCAUACGAGCAGAUCAUUGUCCGCAGAGCAAAAGAGCCUGGCUUCUUGGGCUUCUUUUACACCUUUCCCGAUCUCAAAGAGUACAGCACCAAGGACCUGUACAAGCCUCAUCCCACCCUCAAAGAUCACUGGAUCUAUCAAGGCCGUUGCGACAAUAUCAUUGUGUUUUCCAACGGCGAGAAGUUGAAUCCCAUCGACAUCGAGACCACCAUGAUGAAUCAUCCCAAGAUCAAGGGCGCACUCGUUGUAGGCAGCGGGCGGUUCCAGCCAGCACUGAUCCUCGAGCCUGCAGAGCAUCCCGCCGACGAGCAAAAGUUCCUUGACAGUGUCUGGCCCCUGGUUGUGAAGGCCAACAAGCAGACGGUGGCACAUGGCCAGAUUGGGCGGCAGUUCUUGGCUCUGUCAAACCCCAAAAAGCCCUUUCUCCGAGCGGGCAAGGGAACAAUCCAGCGAGUUGGCACAAUGAAGAUGUACAACGACGAAAUUGACCAAAUCUACAAACAUGUCACCGAGGUCCGCUCAGGGGAAGCGCCGGUGUUGGACCUGUCAUCAAAGGACGCCCUCAACGAGUGCAUCUUGAAGAUCUUUACCGACCAACUCGGUGCACCCAGGCUCGAACCCGACACCGACUUUUUCUCUGUGGGGGUGGACUCAAUGCAAGUCAUUAAUUUGUCCCGUCUCUUGCGUGCAGGCCUCAGUGCAGCAGGCGUCACAGUGGACUCCUCCGCCUUGGCCACCCGUGUCAUCUAUGGCAACCCAACAGCCAAAAGGCUCUCCGACUAUGUCUGGUCAGUCGUCAACAAGGAGGGCAAGGACGCCACCGUCGGAGAGCCUGAUCAUGAGGAACACGCCAUGGAGGCCCUGUUAGAAAAGUACACCCGCGACAUGCCCUCGGGUCAAUCCGAAAAGCCACCUCCCGCCGACCAAGACCAAGUCAUCGUCAUCACCGGCACAACAGGCGCUCUCGGGUCCUACAUGCUAGGCAUUUGUGCCUCGUGCCCCCGCGUCAAAAAGGUCAUUUGCCUCAACCGCGCCGUCAACGGCAAAGAACGCCAGCUCAAGAGCAUGCGUGAGCGUGGGCUCACAACCGACCUCUCCAAAGCCGAGUUCCUCCACGCCGACAUGUCCCUCUUCGAUUUGGGCUUGGGAAUGGAAACCUACAACCGGCUCCUGGGCGAGGUCGACCGCGUGAUCCACAACCAGUGGCCCGUCAACUUCAACAUGCCAACCGAGUCUUUCGAGCCGCACAUCCGGGGCGUGCGCAACCUGGCCGACUUUAGCAGAAAGGCGUACAAGCGGGUGCCGGUGGUGUUUAUCUCCUCCAUCGCCACGACGGAUGCCUGGAGGAAGAAGGAACCGGUGCCGGAGAAGUCGCUGCGGGAUUUUGACAUUUCCACUGGCGGGUAUGGACGGUCGAAGCUGAUCAGUUCGUUGAUUUUGGAAAAGGCUUCGGAGGUGUCGGGGGUGCCGAGUGAGAUCAUCCGGGUGGGUCAGAUUGGGGGGCCGUCAUCGGAAAAGGGGUACUGGAACAGGCAGGAGUGGCUGCCAUCUGUGGUGGCCAGUUCAGUGUAUAUGGGUCUGUUGCCCAACAGCUUGGGCCAGAUGACGACGGUGGACUGGGUGCCGAUUGAGGGGAUUGCCCACAUGGUGCUGGAGGUGUCGGGUGUGACGGAGGAUGUGCCGGUCGACCUGAUCAGAGGCUAUUUCCAUGGCAUCAAUCCUAGGAAGGUGCAGUGGGGUGAGCUGGCCAAGGCAGUCAAGGACUUCUACGGCGACAGGAUCAAGCAGAUUGUGUCGUUUGAGGAAUGGGUGAAACAACUGGAGAAGAGCGCGGCGACGACGGAGGAUGUCAGCCGGAAUCCGGGUGUCAAGCUGUUGGACACGUACAAGACUUGGAACGAGAAGGUCAAGGAGGGACAGGGUUAUGUCGAUAUGGAGAUGGAGAGGACAAUGAGGAGGAGCAAGACUAUGAAGAACAUGAAGGCCGUGACGGGAGACCUGAUGAGAAAUUGGUGCAAGCAAUGGGGCUAUUGA